Molecule: messenger RNA, 373 nt
Organism: Striga hermonthica
Lineage: Eukaryota; Viridiplantae; Streptophyta; Magnoliopsida; Lamiales; Orobanchaceae
Source: the annotation of a GenBank genome assembly
GUGGCUCGAUCGGAGUUCGUCGGAUGGCCCGAGGUCAGAGUUCGAAGAUCGGCUUGAGACUAAGGCUCCUUGUCGCACUGUCGAUCGCCCCGAUCUUCUGUCGCCGUGGACUCUAAUUCCAGCCGUCAGGAAUGGUUCUCGUCGCUGGCAGUCGGACGUGCACUCGAACUCACCGGAACGUCUCAAAACACCGAUGAGACUCACGGACGAUGUGACGUUGGAACGGAGAGAGAGAAUUUGUGACUCAAGGUCGCGGCUCGGGCGCGCUCAAAUCUUUUCGCCGGAGGUUUCUUUGUCACUGGCGACCCGUUGCAUAGGUCGCCGGAAAUGGUUAGCUCUCGAAUUUUGCUGGCAUUUUAAGGAGUUCUCUUAA